Molecule: messenger RNA, 8073 nt
Organism: Colletotrichum lupini
Lineage: Eukaryota; Fungi; Ascomycota; Sordariomycetes; Glomerellales; Glomerellaceae
Product: beige/BEACH domain-containing protein
Exons: 2
Coding region: 1-8073 (2690 amino acids)
Molecular function (GO): protein binding
Source: RefSeq, a predicted model, not a curated record
AUGUCGACCUUACAAGUGUCGAGGCGUUAUCGCUCGUCGACUUCGGCGUCUUCCAGAUCGUCCAGCGCCGCCAACUCGAAAGCUCUCGAAAUCCUGCGCGGCCUCCUCGAUACACUCACGUCCAGCACACAACGGCGAACCAACAAUGGAUAUCCCGAGUUUCCCGUGCUCAUCAAGAGCCUCCGUCAGAUUCGACAGCACAUUGCCGCGACCGAACCCCCGAGCCCGCCCCAAGACGAUUUUAGGCACCUAUACGGGUUUAACAGGCUCCUCGACGUGCUGAGAUCCUACUCGGGCUUUUACAACCCCCAACGCCGGACCAAAGAAGAGAAAGAAGGUCUAUUUGGAUUGCUCGAAGCUGUCUUGGACGUCUUUGCCGCUGCCUUCUUGGGCCAUCCAGGGAACAAGCGAUACUUUCGCCACAGGGUGGAAGGAGGCGGAUGGGAGGCUCUCGAGCAGACUAUUGCCAGCGUUGGCCUUGGUGGAAGCGACUCUGAUCUGUGGACCAACUGUCAGAUGUUUGGGAAAUUGCUAGCAUUCUCACUCGGGGACAAGACUAUGGACGCCAUCUGCCAAUCGGUUGCGACAAGUUCAGAACCGAAGGACGAAAAUGCCAAGAACUCGACAGAUCCAGAGGAGCCCCCUGAGGACGAUGCUCAGCAACCAAAAACGCCGCAAGUUCCAGAACGAAAGGACGUAAUCCAGGCAGUGCGCGAUGGCAUGCAGAAACGGGCCUUCUUCAGAAAUCCUGAAAUUUUGCGUGCUGUCGUGGGCUUCUGGGAGUCUAUUCCGCGAGCGCAAAAUAUGCCAGCCAACUCUUGCUCAAUGGUCGUCUUGGAGAUCAUGUCAAGCGCAGUUUCCGUCUCGAUGUUCAAUCUUGCAGCUCUCCACGCAACCGGAGUAUUAUCGCGAUUCCUCCGCGUGCUGUUCAGCCCCGUCGCCAAACUCGACCAAGCAGAGAAGGACAAGCUCCUCAUCAUGUGCAAAAAGCUCAUGUACUUGGGAUUCAAUCAGCCCGCCGACACCCAGUUCUUACUGGCGAGCAAAUUGCCGGAAGCCUCAGAGUUCUGCUUGGAGAUGACUUCGACGUAUAGCGGCCCGCCCUUCUUUCAAUUCGACCUCUCCUUGCAUGGCCACUCGUCCAUCGAAUUACCCACACUCGGCCGGUCUUUUCCUCCCAGCUCAUCUCCAGGCUAUACCUUUACGGCAUGGAUUCGUGUGGAUCGUUUUGACCCCAACUCACAUACAACCCUCUUUGGCGUCUUUGAUGCCAGUCAGACAUGCUUUCUCCUCAUGUAUCUUGAGCGAGAUACACGCAACUUCAUCUUACAGACCUCGGUCACUUCCAGCCGACCAAGCGUCAGGUUCAAAGGGAUGUCAUUCAAGGACAAGCAAUGGUACCAUAUUGCCCUUGUUCACCGACGACCAAAAACAAUGACUGCAAGCAAAGCCUCACUAUACGUCAACGGCGAAUUUGUUGAGCAGAUCAAGUGUGCAUACCCUUCGCCGCCACCACUCGCCAACGCUAGUACCGAAAGCUUCGCAUCAUUUGCUUCGACGAACGCAAAGCAACAUCCUGUUCAGGCAUUCCUAGGAACUCCAAGAGAUCUUUCCAGCCAAGUUGGUCCCGGUCUGGUCUUUUCGAAAUGGUCUUUGGCUUCAGCCCAUCUUUUUGAAGACGCCCUAAGCGACGACUUCCUGGCUGUUCAUUACGGACUCUCCCCAAAAUACCAGGGCAACUUUCAAGAUAGCCUAGGCGGUUUCCAGACUUACGAGGCCUCGGCGAGCCUAGGACUACGAAACGAGGUUUUCCAUCCUGGAAGAGAUGAGAGUUCCGAUAUCAUAAGAGCCAUCAGAGACAAGGCUGGCAGCCUCCUACCAGAAAGCAAGAUUCUACUGAGCAUACUCCCAACAGGUGUCUUCAGAGAAGAUGGCGUUUAUCAAGAUACCCAGCUUUACCGUGCACUGCCUCGGCCUGCAGCAACGAAUCUCAUUCAAAUGACCCAUAGAAGCGGUUCAGCCAUUGCGAUUAACGCUGCCCUGCCAUACCUUCUGGAUGCACUCGCACGUUCCCAAGGUGUUGCUGUUCUAUCUGGCAAUCCCGUGGUGGUGAUGCCCUCCUAUUUCGACGACAACUUCUGGCGCCUUGCAGGCUUCACCCCUUUGGCUCUGAAAAUUGUUGAGAGGGCGACUUCAGUAGAAGAAACUGUUCGAGCGGUCGAGAUGACGUUUUUGUGCAUCAGAAAGAGCUGGAGAAACAGCGAGGCGAUGGAGCGUGAUAAUGGCUACGCUAUCCUCGGCAUGCUUCUCAGAGCCAAACUGGGCUAUACCGUCAACUUGGGUGCUGACAGCGCCAAUCUACGCUUACCGAUUUCAAGUGAAGAACGGGACAGAUUGAGUUUUCAGCUUUUAAGCCUUGUCCUCGAAUUUGUGGGCUAUAACCAUGCAGAGCCUUUGGAGUCCUUCAUUGUGAAUCCUCUGGCGUACCGCAUUCUGCUUAUCGAUUUCGACACUUGGAGACGAUCAGCUUCCAUCACCCAAGAGCUAUACUACAAGCAAUUCGUGACGUUCUCAGUGAAGAGCAAGUAUCAUCAAUUUAAUAGGAGAUUAAUGCGCAUGAGUGGGUCGACCCUCAGAUCAAAGCCAUCGGCACUGCUGACAAGCGACAUGAAAGGAAUCGUUAAACGGCUGCUCGACGCGAUGAAAGCAGAAUCGAUUUCCGAGGAGGUGCAACCGCACUUCAUGGCUGCUUUGGAGCAACUGGUGAAAUGCAACUACACAGCAGAGGUGCACAGGUCACUAGCCUUGUUCAUCACGUAUGCCUUCCACUCGCCAACAGCCUCUCUGGUAAGGUCACCAAGACCUGUGUCUGCCACAGCCCGAACACCCACGACCGGAUAUGCCAGACGGGCAACUUUCGACUCCAAUACCACAUCGAAUACGUCCCCCUCCCGGUUCCUGACCAAGAAACAACUCGGUGCCAAGAUUCUGGGAAUGUACUCAAACCUGCUCUGCGAAAAGGGCAACCUGGCCAACAUCCGCAAGUUUGCAAGAACGGUGACGAACAAGGUGAGACCACCAUUUGGAGAAAAGGAUAAACAGUUAUAUUUAUUGAGUAUGGACCAGUGGCUGCUAUAUCUCUUGGCCAACGACGAUCCCGAAACGGUAGUAUAUGGCAGCAAGAUCCUGGCCAGACUUCUCAUCACGCACGGCUCCACGUACACGGCCAAGUUCUCCGGUAAGACUGGUGGCUUCACCAUCAUGGCGCAUCGACUUAAACGCUGGUGGCACAUUCCCUCCCUGUGGCCAAUCUGCUUCAGCAUCCUAUUCGGACUUGACGUGGCGAACGUGGAUUUGGAACGCAACUUCGAGUUUUCCAGCUUACUUGAAACCUUUGGAAGAGCUCGCGUUCUCUAUCCUGAAUGUCUGCAAGUCAUAACUUCAAUGCUACAACAUGGCUUGAAGGAUGUCAUGAAGCAUCAGGAGGACCCAAAUUCUCCUCAAAAGUCACAUCAUCUUCAAGCAAGCGGAUUCGAAGGCCUAGAAACCCGGCCCCGGGCCAAGUCCAUGGAGACUAGGGGUCUAGAUGCGAGAAGUGAGUCGCUGCCCCUAUGCACGGGAAUGACAAUGCUGACUUUCGUCGUAGUAUCAGAGAAUGGCCCGCGUGAUAGCGAGCGGAUUUCAAAUCACGCGCCCAUGCUGUUGACUGUCAUCCGAUUCCUGGCAGACUUGCACUCCCGGUCAGCCGACUUCAAGGACUUUGCAUUGGCGUCUGAGUAUGUGAGGUAUCUCUUAUGGGCGUGUUAUCCCAUCAUCGUUAGCACCGAUGCUGUCACGCCAGAUACGGAGCUCAACUCUCGAGAUUCAGCUCUGACAUUUGAGGGCGGGGAUGUGAUGAUUCGCCCACUUGCCGGCUCUCAGCCUGGCCCCAUCGUGCGGACGACGAGCACAGAUGCAGUUGCUGCUUUGGCAGGGAACCCUCGUGGAACACCUCUGCGGAAAGCAUCUGGUUUCGUUCUGCUCACCAAUCAAACAUCACCUCAGGCCCCGAGCCCGGUCCGAUUUGCACCUGUCAUGUCACCGAAGAAGAAGGUCGCUUCUCAACAGUCAAGCAGCGCUACACUUGACAGCAUGGUGGAUCUGGUCGUCAGUGUCUUUAUAGAUCAAGUCUUUACGCGCAAAGAGUUCCCUGGCUUCGGUCUCUUCCUCAAGAUCCCGCCAGGUUUCCAAGAGCAUCAAGCCUAUUUCGAGUCUUUUGUCCUGAGAAAGACGCUUCAACAACUUGGAAGCCAUGUACAAGCGAAUCAGAAGGUUCUCAGCGAGCCUAAGGUUCUUACCAACAUGGGUAGACUUGCGGCGCACGUCACCGAUACCAUCUUUGAGGGCUGGUUCAUUAACGGUACUGAGCCCAUGCUAGAGUUCGCUGGCAUGGUGCUGGAGUAUCUACAAAGGUCCGAAGUAUCGACCAUGAAGAGCGUUCGCCUGUGCAGUCAAGCCGUUGGGACCAUCCGUCAAUCAUUCUUGAAGCUUCUUCUCUUGCGGUUUUCAGAACUGGACGAUCCAGACACGCCGAACGCCAGCGCAAAGGAAUUCAUGAGUAACAUUCUCUACUGGCAAGCUCCGAUUCUGGGCUGCCUAGCGAAUGAGGAGGAGUACAUGAAGCUGUUCUGGUAUCAAUUGUACUCGAAGCUGGUUGAUCCCCGAACAUCCAUCAGGUCUGCUGCAGCUACGAUCAUGCGCAUCAUGCUUGUCCAGAAGCCCCAUGAAUCCAAGGUGUUGUUCAGACAAUGUGUAGCACCAGAUCAGCAGCACCUGACGAAAGAUUUCGUUGUUAAGCUCACCGAAAUCGACGACGAGGCUUUCAUCGAAUGGGUGGACCAACACCGUGCGUCACUUGAUGCAUUCUUUUUCGGUGGCAUAUCAAAGAUCUGGGAGGAGUUUGUCGUUGUCGAAAACCAGCGAACGGUUGAUUCGGCUAAGUUCCGAUUAGCGAAGCGCAGAGAUCGACUGAAAGCAUGGCAGACGGAGGCACUUACCGUGGAUAACAUCCUCCUCCGUCACGACAUGGCGAACGGGGCCUGGAUGAAGAGCAUCUUUACCAGCGAGCACUUCAAGCAUCAGCGUCUGACACAAGACCAGCAGGAUGAUAUGGCCUUCCUGGGUGCGGCAUUUGUCAAGAUGGACAAUGAUCUGCGACGCCCGGGUGCUGUAUUCAGCGAGCAAGCUCAGCUUAAGUGGAAGCUUGACCGGACUGAAGGACGCAACCGGAUGCGUCUGAGGCUUCUGCCUGACUAUUCCAAGAAGAAUUCAGACUACCAACCGAAGAGGAGAGCAGGAGAGCCCUCCACUCCUUCAGCCCUGAAAGUCAACACUGCUAUGGCCCCCGCGCAGAUCGCACCGUCGCCCAUCAAGUCAGCUACACCGGCAUCAUCACGUGUACAAUCUAUUCCGAGUCUCGAUGGUGCAGAAACCCCCGAUAUCCCGCCGGAUGUUGACCAGGACGCGGAGGCAAAUGAGUCGGGCGUAGGCGCCGAAGAAGAUUUUGAGCUUGUUGACGAUCCGAACGAUGCCAACGAAGGCGAUGAUGGCUUCGAGGACAAGAACCGCAAGGUUAUGAGGCGGCUUGAACAAGGUGACCAAGUCCAAGCCGUGUACAACAUCUCCCGCAUCGUCGGUCUUGAGGGAUGUGAGGGAAUUCUUAUCAUUGGCAAGGAUGCCUUAUAUAUCAUGGACAACGUCUUCCAGUGUGCUUCUGGAGAGAUUGUCAAUGCCUGGCAGGCACCUCCUGAGGAACGAGACCCUUUCUCGGAGAUCAUCACGGACGCCAAAACGACGGAGCAACGCCAGAGCUCAAGCCGGAGUGAACAAGAAUCUCGCAGCUGGAGGUGGCAUGAUGUGAUCAGUAUCUCCAAGAGAAGAUUCCUUUUCCGAGACGUCGCGAUAGAGGUCUUCUUCACAGAUGGACGCAGCUACUUACUGACGUCCAUGAACCCGAUCCUGAGAGACGAGGUCUUUGGCAAGCUAAUGAACAAGGCGCCGCAUACAAACUCCGCUAGUUCACUUCCGAAUCCCGAGGAUGCUUGGCGUCUUGAAGCGCUGAAGGUCUCAGAAGAGAUGCCCCAAGGCUUUGGUUCGAAGUUUGGAAGCAUCUUCAACUCCACACCUUGGAAUCCCGCCAUGAAGAAGUGGCAGAAGGGAGAAAUGUCCAACUUCCACUACCUGAUGCUGGUCAAUACGAUGGCAGGACGUACAUUCAACGACUUAACUCAGUACCCCGUCUUCCCUUGGGUUCUCGCGGAUUAUACGAGCGAGGAGCUCAAUCUGAACGAUCCGGCAACUUUCCGAGACCUCUCAAAGCCGAUGGGCGCGCAGACCGCUGGCCGUGUGUCCGGGUUCAGGGAGUCGUACGAUGCCCUGGCAGAGAUAGGUGAAACUCCGUUCCACUACGGCACCCACUACUCGUCAGCUAUGAUCGUGUCUUCAUAUCUCAUUCGCCUUCCACCCUUCGUUCAGUCUUAUAUCCUCCUUCAAGGCGGAUCGUUUGAUCACGCCGACCGUCUGUUCCAGUCGAUUCCUCACGCGUGGAAGUCUGCCUCGUGCGACAACAAGGCCGAUGUCAGAGAGCUGAUUCCGGAAUUCUUCUGCCUCCCAGAAUUCUUGACGAACAUCAAUCAGUAUAACUUUGGCAAUCGCGAAAGCACAGGAGCAAAGGUCAAUAAUGUUGUCCUGCCUCCCUGGGCCAAGGGUGACCCCAAGAUCUUCAUUGCCAAGCAUCGCGAAGCACUUGAGAGUCCCUACGUCAGCCAGCACCUGCACAACUGGAUCGACCUGAUAUUUGGGUACAAGCAGAGAGGGGACGCAGCUGUAGACAACCUCAAUGUUUUCCAUCAUCUCUCUUACCGUGGAGCAACGGACCUGGACAACAUCAGCGAUCCUCAAGAGAGGCGUAUUACUGCCGGCGUCAUCCACAACUUUGGCCAAACUCCUCACCAGGUGUUCACUAGGUCUCAUCCUGGCCGCGAGCACUUUUCUUGCCCAAUACGGCGGUUGGAUACCUCGGUCUAUGCUCUGACUAGGUUAUCCCACCCACUGCUCGGUAUGCUUCAUUUCCACACAGGUUGGUCUCAACUAACGAAAGUCCCAGAAUCCCACGAGAGAGUAGCAACUUUGAUUUACUCGCCAAAGAUAGACCGCCUCAUAUGUGCCUCACCUUUCCGCCUGAACGUUGCUCCGUACGACAAGUUCCUCGAAUGGGGCUAUGCCGAUAACAGUGUCCGCUUCUUCUUCAGCGACAACCGGAAGGUAAGACAGCCUGACAGGACUAUUACUGAGAGCUUUGCUGAUGGCCACAAGCCCGCGGGACUAUUUGAGAAUCUCCACAUUGGACAGUUAUCUUGCGCCAUCUUUGCAGACUCGAAGACGCUCAUCACAGCGGGAGAAGACUGCGUCAUCUCCGUAUACGCUGUGCAGACAGCGCCUGGGAAAGUAGUUGAUCUUUUGCCUCGGUCGUCGCUCUUUGGUCACCGGGCUCCCGUGACGAACAUAGCCGUGUCCAAGUCCUUCAGCACGUUUGUGUCGGCGUCGACGGAUGGCCAGGCUUUCCUCUGGGAUAUUAACCGUCUAGAGUUCAUCCGCAAGUUGCCACUCUCGCGGCCCGUGGAGUGCGCCCGCAUCAAUGACGUCUCAGGCGAGAUCAUGCUUGGAUCCGGCCCCAACCUCAUCUUAUACACCCUUAACGGGACAGUCCUCGUCGACCAGAAUGUGUGCGCGGAACCUGACGAUUACGUUCACUCCUGUGCAUUUUACGAAAGUGCUGGCGACGAGUGGGUUGAGAAUUGCCUGAUCUUCACCGGCCACAAGAGAGGCCGUGUGAACGUGUGGAAGAAGUGCGUCAAGAACGGCAAGUGGGUAUUGGAGCUGCUCCGCCGCUUGGACCAUACCGAUCCACGAUCAGAAGUGGGAGCCAAUUACGACGCAGGCAUUACUUGCAUCACGCCCAUGCCGCAAUGCGUCUACACAGGAGAUGAUGAUGGGCGAGUGUACGAGUGGAACCUUGUCCAGCGGGACAGAUAG